Messenger RNA from Acanthopagrus latus (yellowfin seabream), 2230 nucleotides. RefSeq lists its product as uncharacterized. NCBI's taxonomy places the organism in Eukaryota, Metazoa, Chordata, Actinopteri, Spariformes, Sparidae. The coding region runs from base 165 to 2042 and encodes 625 amino acids. Gene Ontology annotation, cellular component: external side of plasma membrane. Gene Ontology annotation, molecular function: transmembrane signaling receptor activity. Gene Ontology annotation, biological process: positive regulation of T cell proliferation; cellular response to lipopolysaccharide; negative regulation of T cell proliferation. The transcript is spliced from 13 exons. The record is from RefSeq and is a predicted model, not a curated record.
GGAGUAGUGACGUAAUUGCACUUCAAGUACGCACUCUAAAGGAUGCUGCCUCUGACCUGGGACACAACACCUGGAGACGUCACUUCCGCUGCGUCACUUCCCAGCUCCGUUUGACCACGCGGUUUUUACAAACGGUACAGCAACAUAUUAUUAGUCAGUCAUAGAUGCGUUCGCUUCAGCUUCUGCUCUUCAUCUGGCUGUUGGGCGUUUGUGGAGACUCAGAGGAAAGCAACCAUCUCUAUGAUCCACUUAACCCAAACAUGUUGCAGUGCUCAAAUACAACCAUUGAAGGAAAAGCUGGUGGCAGAGUGAUUCUCCCAUGUUCAAAAAAGGACAAGAAGGAUAUCAGCCAUGAAGAAGUUCAGUGGACAUUUAAGGAUCCAACUACAGGGAAAGAUAAAAGUGUCCAUGUGUAUUUUCAGGGUGAAGAUUACCUUCAGAUACAGAGUGACGACUUCAAAGAUCGAACAUCUCUGUUCAAGGAUCAACUGUCCUCAGGGAAUUGUUCUCUAAGUCUGCUAGUAACCACAUCUCAUAGUGGUACAUACCACAGCUGUGUUGGAGGGCGUCUCUGCUGUACUGUAACACUCAAAGUCCUUCCAGCAGGAGGAGACGACUCCUCUCAGAAGCGUCAGGAAGUUACUGUGUCUCCAGAUAAACCAAACAUGUUGCAGUGCUCAAAUACAACCAUUGAAGGAAAAGCUGGUGACACAGUGAUUCUCCCAUGUUCAACAAAGAACAAGAUGGAUAUCAGCCAGUCAAAAGUUGAGUGGACAUUUAAGGAUCCAACUACAGGGGAAGAUAAAGAUGUCCAUGUGUAUUUUCAGGGUAAAGAUUUCCUUGAGGAACAGAGUGCUGACUUCAAAAAUCGAACAUCUCUGUUCAAGGAUCAACUGUCCUCAGGGAAUUGUUCUCUAAGUCUGCUAGUAACCACAUCUCAUAGUGGUACAUACCACAGCUGUGUUGGAGGGCAUCUCUGCUGUACUGUAACACUCAAAGUCCUUCCAGCAGGAGGAGACGACUCCUCUCAGAAGCAUCAGGAAGUUACUGUGUCUCCAGAUAAACCAAACAAUGAACAGACUACAACUCCCUGGGUUGUUCUUGGUGUUGGCAUUACUGCUGCUUUGCUCCUUCUUGUCAUCAUCAUCGUGGCCUACCGUUAUCGUGAGCAGCUUAUGAACUACCGGUCAGGAAUGAAGCCCAAAAACGGACAAGUCUAUCAUGGUGUUCCAGUCCAGGCUCAGCAGCCACCUCAAGAUGAAGAGAAAAAACCACUGGACCAAAACCCAAAUGAAGAACAGACCCCAUUGGAGGUGGUUGUGCACCAGGUUUGUCUCCGGAUGGACCCCAACAAGUCUCAGUUCUUCAGGUAUGACAACAUCAUUUUGACCUGCCAGGAUCACUCGAACGCCACCGGCUGGACUGUGAGGAGGAAAACGCCCGAGGGUGGUGUCAGAACCUGCUCCUCCAGCUGGGGCUCCUUGUCCUCCAGCUCCAGCUCCAGCUGCACCGUCAGCAACAUCUACCCAACCGACAGCGGGGUGUACUGGUGUGAGUCUACAGACGGGAAGACGAGCAAUGCCGUCAACAUCACCAUCACUGAUCGCCUUGUGCUCCUGGAGAGCCCUGGCCUCCCUGUGCUGGAGGGAGCUACUGUGACUCUGCGCUGCAGAGAUGAGACGAACUCCUCCGACCUCAGGUUUGAUUUCUUUAAAGACGGCGUCCCCGUCAGCAUCAACUCCACAGGAGUGAUGAUCAUUCACAGCGCUUCGAAAUCUGACGAAGGACUCUACAAGUGCCGCAUCCAUGAAGGUGAAGAGUCGCUCAGCAACUGGCUGGCUGUCGGAGCUUCUCUUCCACCUCCACCUCCGUCUGAACCUUCCAGUUCCACUUCCAGGCUGAUUUGUCACCUGGUGGUGGGAACUCCUUACCUGCUGUCCACCGUCUUACUGGGACUCAUAUACAGAGACAGGAAGAGAGCAGGUCGGACGGUCGCAGAGAGACGCGGCAGCACUGAUGUCAUCAUGGAAAUAGCCGUGUAGUCACCUGACCCAGCACCACAGGACGUCCCGGAGAUAAGUUAUUACCACCAGUGUUCAGGUGAAUUGGCUGCAGUGUUUGAUGGCGGUGGAGACGAGUGUAAAAGCUCUCGUGAUCUGUUGGACAAACUGGAUCCUUCAAAAAGAAGCUUUAAGAAAUACAAUCGGAUUCACAUUUCAGUAUGAAUAAA